This is a messenger RNA of Sinocyclocheilus grahami, 3645 nucleotides long. RefSeq lists its product as uncharacterized. Gene Ontology annotation, molecular function: phosphatidylinositol phosphate binding. The record is from RefSeq and is a predicted model, not a curated record. The coding region runs from base 426 to 2015 and encodes 529 amino acids. Gene Ontology annotation, biological process: vesicle organization; intracellular protein transport. The transcript is spliced from 7 exons. Gene Ontology annotation, cellular component: endosome. NCBI's taxonomy places the organism in Eukaryota, Metazoa, Chordata, Actinopteri, Cypriniformes, Cyprinidae.
UCGUUACCGGAAAAAGACAAGCCGUAGCCUACAUACUCAAGUGUCUCAAAGUGACCCUUUUCUUGCUCGGUUUAGCAUCAUAAGCAUAACUCAUAAGCAGACUACCUACCCGUACCCUAGAUGGCAGUAUCUCACCUCAGCUAGUUUAUAUAUUCACAGCUGAAGAAAAACGAAACUGACCACGUUACUCGCUCAUAAUGUUUUGACGUGUUUUUACUCGUUCUAAUCUGUUUUAUCUGUAUGUGUAAUACAAGCUAAGUGACAUUUAAGAAAAAUCACAAUUUAUUACGGACGGAUGGGAUGAAGGUACGAAUUUUACUAUAUAUUUUGACGUUCGUGUGAGCUCAUUAACUUGCGCACCUGAAAUACAACCUGGAAAUAGAGCACUAUUACAAUGUCCAUUGUGCCAUGUUACCUCUGGUAGGAUGAUCAAAAGUCAAGAGCAGGAUGAAUUCAUUGCUGUGAGAGUUCAGGAUCCUCGCGUUCAAAAUGAAGGGUCGUGGAUCUCAUAUCUGGACUUCAAAAUUUUCCUUCAUACAAACAGCAAAGCAUUCACUGCCAAAACAUCCUGUGUGAGGCGGCGAUACAGCGAGUUUGUGUGGUUGAAGAAAAAACUGCAAAAGAAUGCUGGUCUGGUGCCUGUUCCUGAUCUGCCCAAAAAGUCUUUCUUCUCAUUUAUUAAUGAUGAAUUCAUUGAAAGGAGGAGAAAAGGUCUUCAGAGCUUCUUGGAUAAAGUGCUGCACAUGACGGUAUGCCUGUCAGAUAGCCAGCUCCAUCUUUUCCUGCAGACUCAGCUUCCUGUCAAGCACAUUGAGGACUGUGUGCAGGGUCACACCCCUUACACUGUGACAGAAGCCAUUCUGACUUAUGCGUCCUCUAACCGUGGCUGGGUGCAGGAGGAAGGGGGCGGGGCCAGGGCCCAAGAAUUAUGGCCUACCCCUGUUCCAUAUGAAUCCGCAGAGAGCCCUGCUCCUCACCUCCCUUCAUUACAAAAUCCAGGAGCCACAUCUAGCGGACCUUUAAAUGAACUUACAGAUGUUUCAGACUCCGAGUCGAGACCGAGUGAUUCAGAACAGACUGCACUUGACCUGAAGCAGGGAAUUGGCCAUGGGCAGCUGCCUCAAGAGGGAGAGAGUUACAUUACAUUAGUAGUUGAAGUCCACCCGAACCUUGUUGUUUCUGUUGAAACCGAGGAAGAGGAUGGACACAUUGGAUCAAAAGAAAUGCAAAGGCUUGAUAAGGAUGCCAAAGAUCUACAAAAUUAUGAUUGUGACUAUCUUGCUCCACAGAUAGAUGGACUAAUUGAAGACAAAAUUCAGCAAGGAGAUGCAUGCAAUAAAGAAGAUCUUAAACAAGAAACGACUGUUGUCGAAGAUGCAGUAGAUGUUACCUCAGUAGACGGAGUCAUCGAGAAAAAGAUUCCUGAUGAUUUCAAUGAAGUGAAGAAGGGAAGUCAAGAUAUUGGACUUGAACAGGACAGCGAUUUGAGACGAGCCCCUCAUGAAGAAGAUCCAGGAGUAAGGAUCCAUAAUAAUGAAGUUACUAUGGAUCUCAGUGCUGUCGAGGAAGACAAUGCUGAGAAGGUACUUGAAACCGCAGCUACAACUGUAGAAGAUGUUGCACUCCAUGAUGCUUUUGAGGAGAGCACGUCAGAUAUUGAAGGUCAAGAUAAAGCUGGUAUAACAGAGGAACAUGCAACCCAGGAGAAUGGAGUCAGUGAUGAAGACUGCAGCGAAGAUGCUGCUGUUCAGGAAGAGAAUGAGGUGCAUGUCGGGGAAGUGAACAAGCUCAAUGCAAAAUGUUUUCAGCCUAGCAGUGCCAUUUUGAUACUUGAGGGAAUUGAGGAAGCAGUGAGCACGCAAAUGGCCCCCGUGACAGAGACUGUCAGUAACCUUGAUGCAAAUACUGCUGAUGUCAACACGCUUGUUUUACACGCCAUAGAGAUUGAUUCAAUGCAAUGUCACGAGACGGACAGUCAUAUAAUCAUCACUACCCACCAACCAGAUACUAACUAAUUCCCAUGGAGAAUUAGUACAGUCAUAGAUUGGACAAAGUGUUCAAAGAGUGCUCCCUUUGGCUCUUUCCCAGUUAUCAUCCAAGACGUUUUUUUUUUACUGUGAUCUCAAAAUGAGUGAGUGCAUGUAACUAUAAAGGGAGGAACACAUCUUUUUUUUUUUUGUACUGAUCCACUGUUGAUGUGUUCAGACUGUUUACAGAAGAUACACUGAAUUUUUCCCCACAAACAAUGUGAACAAACAGAGAUAAUGCACUGACUAAUGUGCCAUUCAGGAUUGUGAGCAAAUUCACAUGCAACGAAUAGUUAUGAAUCCAUGGUAGUGGGCGAGAAAAAGCAGUGCACUAUGGCACCGUGAUUCUAAAAUUCACCAUUCUUAAUAAAAAUAUUUCUGUGUUAGUAUGAUUUUCGCAACAGCAAUUACCCCAUGACAUGUUGCUGAUCUAUUUUUAGCAUUUUCAAAACUUGAUUUUAACUGACAUGUCACUUUCUAAGGCACUUCCCUUUUUUUCAUCCAACUGUAAAAACAUGUUGCUCACAGGUGUUUGCUCUACUGGAACUUUGGGUAAUUUAAGGGAUAGUUCACCCCAAAUUGAAAAUUGUCAAUAUUUAUUCACCCUCAUGUUCUUCCAAACCUGAAUGACUUUUGGAAAAAUUUUCCAAUAUUUGGAAAAAUGUCUGUUUUUCUGUCCAAUGUUGUUGUGGACCCAGUUGAAUUUAAUUUGUACAGUUGAAACAUUCUUCAAAGUAUCAUCUUUUGUGUUUAAAUGAUUUUCAUGAGGGAAGUGGAAAAUCAUUUAAGGGUGAGUAAAUGAUGACAGAAUUUUCAUUUUGGGGUGAACUUAAUUUAUUAUAAUUAAAAUGCAUUGGUAUAUUUAGUGUAGGUGGCUAAUGGCUGUUAAGAUUUUUUUUAUAUAUAUAUAUAUAUAUAUAUAAUUUCAGGGUCUUUGGUUUUUUAAUUUCCUUGUAGUUUAAUUUAUGGUCAAAACACUAAUUUCCAUACAGAAACUUUAUGAGCUAAGGAAAAUAACCCAAAUUUGUAAGAAAUUACAGUGCACAUUGUUUACAAUGAUAAAAUAUUUUAUUUUCCCCAUCCUAACUUAAUGUUGCACCAGGUCAAGUAGGCUGCUCGUUGACUGUUCUUCUAUAUUCUGCUGUGAUGUUGUGUUUAGUGGCUGCUUGUAAUACUAAUAUGGGAACAGAAAUGUACUCAAAAGGGAAUUGCUUGUUGAUUAAUAGGAAAGGAUACUUCUUUAUUUUCUUAGAUAAGGUGAUCUCUUAUCACACAGGUGUUUUUUCCCCCCCGAAUCAGCACAGCAAGACAAUUAUGAAUGCACAGUAGCAUUACAAAUUCAGAGCAUCCUAAAUUAUUUGUUUUUCAAGGAUUGAAGUUAAUAUUUUUAACAGUAUGAGGUUCUGUAUCUUAUUUUAAGUUGGGAAUAGUAUAAGAACGUCUCAGUUGGCUCCACUCGUAAUGUGACAUUUUCAUGCUCAUUUGAAAGAGCCACAUCUGUCGGCCUAGACUUCAUUCUGCAUGAGUGCCAGAGCAGGUGUUCAUCACUGUAUGUAUGUUUGGAUUCACCAAUGUGCUUACUAACAGCAAAUGAAUAAAGAAUGAGGUUGAAAUGAAA